AUGGUUACUAGAUGGGCUUUCUUCAUCACCCUGUCCCUGCUGAACCUGCUUGUGGUGACGACAGUCGUGAUGUGGAGUCUGUGGCUGCCGACUGUGGGCUGGUCAGGGGACGGCUCGGACUCAGCCACUCGUGGGAACCUAUGGGCCCUCUGUCUGCCCAAACAGUCUCGGCAGCACAACGGCGAGUUUUACAAAACGUGGGAAGAAGCAGGCGACCAGACUUACCACCCGUUCCAAACCCGCGUAAGAGUGGUGCUGUGGAGCGAUGCCUUGUGGCGGCGGACGGGCUUGGCUAAGAACAGGAACAGGACAUGGUACAAGCUCUGUCCGCGGAGACCGGCGUGCGAGUUCACGCGAGAACACAUGUGGGUGUCGUACGCGGACGCCGUGGUGUUCCACCUGCCCACUCUGCCGACGAACUACACUCCCGAGCUGAUGCCACGCAAAAGGAAGGUCCAUCAGAAGUGGGUUCUGUUCUCCAUGGAGUCUCCCGUCGUCACCAGGGGUAAAAACAUGGCGUCAUACGGAGGGGUCUUCAACUGGACGAUGACGUACAGGGGAGACUCAGAUGUGCUGACGUCAUAUGGAUCGAGAAGUUUGUUGUACAACUCCUUACCAGCGCUGCCAGCUAACCCUGGGAAACCACCGCGUAACUUUGCACGAGAAAAGGACCGUCUCGCGGUGUGGUUCGUCAGUAACUGCUACGCCCACCUCACACGCCACCACUACGCCAAGGAGCUGCGCAAGCACAUCAAGGUCGACGUGUUCGGGCGGUGCGGGAAGUCCGUCUGCGCCGAGGACAGGGGCUACCGCUCCACCUGCUUCAAAAAGACCAUCAAAAGAUACAAGUUCUACCUAGCGUUCGAGAGCUACAAGUGUAGAGAAUACAUCACGGAGAAGUUUUGGCGAAACGCUCUAGAAAACGAAGUUGUUCCGGUGGUGCUUGGAGCUCCGAAGGAAGACUAUAUCCGAUUCGCUCCGCCAGGUUCCUUCAUCCACGUCGACGAUUUUAAGUCCCCAAAAGAUCUUGCGUUGUACCUAAAAAGGUUGGCCAAAAACGAUAAGGAAUACAACAGGUACUUCAGAUGGCGGAGUAUGCAGUUUAGAAAGAACACGACAUUGGAUAAGGGGCGCUGGUGCAACCUUUGUGACAAGUUGCUUCAGACGUGUCCUCAGGAGAGAAAGGUGUACGCGGAUAUUUACAGGUGGUGGAAAGGCAAGGAGGGAGAGGAAUACUGUGAACGAACGCUGCUACCAGAAGACAUCCCAAAGCCACAUUUCGACCUCAGUAUACACUUUAGCUAA
Branchiostoma belcheri (Belcher's lancelet) is the source of this 1305-nucleotide messenger RNA. RefSeq names its product alpha-(1,3)-fucosyltransferase 7-like. Lineage: Eukaryota; Metazoa; Chordata; Leptocardii; Amphioxiformes; Branchiostomatidae. The transcript is spliced from 3 exons. Gene Ontology annotation, molecular function: alpha-(1->3)-fucosyltransferase activity. The record is from RefSeq and is a predicted model, not a curated record. The coding region runs from base 1 to 1305 and encodes 434 amino acids. Gene Ontology annotation, cellular component: membrane.